UUUUUGUACGCAAAUUUCCAGCUGCGAGUUGGCUCUCUCAUUGGUUGAAACCACAGUCAGAUUCCUACACAAAAUUAUCAGAUUGAAAAUCAGGGAGGGGAGCAAAAGAAAGAGCGCAACGAUGUUGUAUUCUGACUUUUGAGAAAGGAUUUUAGGAAAUAUUUCUUCGACAGAUUGGAAACUGUUUUAACGCCGGGACAAUAAUUAGGCAGAAUAUAGCCUAUACAUUUCUCCACCAUCCCGUCUUAAUAUCUAAAGUGUUGUCAUGCCACGAUCUUUUUUGGUGAAAAACAAAAGGUGCGCAUCUUAUAAUGUGCACCGCUCUCACGAAGACCAAGAACCGAAGGAACCUGAAUUAACAAGUAAUUCCCCAGGGGUGACCUCGUCAGAACCACAGAGUCCAGAGUCCCCAGUCCGGCCUCAAUCAGUGGGUGAGCCCUCUCGCCCUGAUUCAGACCCCUAUUCUUACAUCCAACAUGAGAAGGAGCUUGAACACCCAGCCGCCCCCAAGCCUGAGCCAGCGGGACACCCUGUUGCCCCGACUCCUCGCCCAUACUACUUAUCAGAGGGUCACAUGGCAGAGUUCCCUCCAUAUUACAAGCACUCCUACAACUGGGACUCUGUACUUGCUCCCUAUGACCUCCGCCAGAUGGGCUUCCCCCCUUCCCUUUUGCAGCGUGCCAGCAGCCUGUAUGGAGCUCACGUCAGCCACAGCCCUGAGCCCCAGCAACCUCUGGACUGCAGCACGCACUACUCCCCCAUCUCCGACACCUAUCACUGCAUAACCUGUGACAAGCCGUUCGACAACCCCCCCUGUCCUCCUCUACCACGGCAGGUGUUCUCAACCCCUCAUGGGCUGGAAGUGCAUGUCAGACGGUCCCACAGCGGGACCAGACCCUUCGGCUGCAGCAUCUGCAGGAAAACGUUCGGUCACGCUGUUAGCCUGGAGCAGCACAUGAACGUCCACUCACAGGAAAGGAGUUUUGAAUGCAAGAUGUGUGGAAAGACGUUCAAGCGCUCCUCUACUCUGUCCACUCAUCUGCUCAUCCACUCGGACACCAGACCGUACCCGUGUCAGUAUUGUGGGAAGAGAUUUCACCAAAAGUCGGACAUGAAGAAACACACCUACAUCCACACAGGUGAGAAGCCCCACAAAUGCCAGGUAUGUGGCAAGGCGUUCAGCCAGAGCUCCAACCUCAUCACACACAGCCGUAAACACACAGGCUUCAAGCCCUUUGGCUGUGAGAUUUGUUCGAAGGGCUUCCAACGCAAGGUGGACCUCCGCAGACAUCAUGAGAGCCAGCAUGGCUUGAAGUGAAGGAUGGAGAAAAUGUGCCCCAACAACAACAUAGCAAAGAGAGAGAAGGACAGGGAGACCAGCAUAAUGUACUCUGUAGAGUAGUAAACAUGGCACAAAUCAGGACACAAAAAUGGCCACUACAGGCAUUAAUCUGUGUUUACAUAGUAUUGGAUCUUAUAAUGCUUUAGAAAAAGUCAUCCAGAGCCGGGAGUUAACCAACAGAAAUAAGACGACACAAAUGAUGAAGAUACUUUAUGAUCUUUUCUGUACUUGCUUUCACUUAAAGAGAAACAACUGAAAUUCAACUAAAAUGCAGAGUUAAUGGAAAAGACAUUCAAGUCAAAUGUGAAGAGAGAUCUAGGUCUCAAAAUGUUGUUGCAUAAUGUAUUUAAGAAAACGCUUUAUAUGUUCACAAAGAGUGUGUGUAUUAUUCAUAUUUAUACAUUUAUCGUAUGUAAAAUAAAAGUCAGUAAUUGUGUAUGGAUGAAGACAUUUUGUCCAAAUAAAAGAUGAGAUUUUAUUAU
Molecule: messenger RNA, 1824 nt
Organism: Esox lucius (northern pike)
Lineage: Eukaryota; Metazoa; Chordata; Actinopteri; Esociformes; Esocidae
Gene: gfi1b
Product: growth factor independent 1B transcription repressor
Exons: 7
Coding region: 266-1318 (350 amino acids)
Biological process (GO): regulation of transcription by RNA polymerase II
Cellular component (GO): nucleus
Molecular function (GO): RNA polymerase II cis-regulatory region sequence-specific DNA binding; DNA-binding transcription factor activity
Source: RefSeq, a predicted model, not a curated record